UCGGCAACUUAAGCAAAAUGUUCAAAUUCACCUUCGCUAUUUUGGCUGCUGUCCUCUUGGUCGCCCCUGCCUUCGGCACGGUCUACAACCGUUGCUCCUUGGCCCGUGAAAUGUACAAAUUGGGUGUACCAAAGAACCAAUUGGCUCGCUGGACCUGCAUUGCUGAACAUGAAUCGUCCUACAACACCAAGGCUGUUGGCUCCUUGAACUCCAAUGGCUCCCGCGACUAUGGCAUCUUCCAAAUCAACAACUACUGCUGGUGCUCCCUACCCUCCGGUGCCUUCUCCUAUGAUGAGUGCAAGAUCAAGUGUGAAGAUUUCUUGGUUGACAGCAUUGAACCCGCUGUCAAGUGUGCCCAAUUGGUUUUGAAACAACAAGGCUGGACUGCCUGGUCCACCUGGAAGUACUGUGACGGUACUUUGCCCAGCAUUGAUGAUUGCUUCUAAAUUAAUUUGAUGGUAGGAUUUGAAACGAAAUUAAAUAAAUGGUUUAAAAA
This is a messenger RNA of Musca domestica (house fly), 496 nucleotides long. RefSeq names its product lysozyme 2-like. NCBI's taxonomy places the organism in Eukaryota, Metazoa, Arthropoda, Insecta, Diptera, Muscidae. Bases 18 to 446 code for a protein of 142 amino acids. The transcript has a single exon. Gene Ontology annotation, molecular function: lysozyme activity. The record is from RefSeq and is a predicted model, not a curated record.